AAAUCUUUAAUUUAAUGCACGAAAAAAGGGAAAAAAUUGGGAAAGCUUCAAAGUUCCCCAGUCAGCAAGGAUAGUACUUCACUAGCACUGACCGACCAAAAGAUAAAAUGAAGCGGUCGCCGGCGAUAUUGAAAAACCGGCGAGGAAUAGGUGGUUUGGGAUUUGCUGCAAUAGCUUACAUCGGAAUAGACUAUCUCCGGUUUAUUUCUCCGGCAUGGCAUGACCAGUUACAGCCGGUAUUAUGGACCGUAUUGGCGAUCGCUGCUAUUAUUCGGGUUCCAUUUUACAAACACUGGUCAUCGGAGCUCCGUUCAGCUAUACCCUUUAUUUUCGCAAUGCUUUUUUUGCUCUCUGCUCUUCUCUUUGAAGCCAUUUCUGUCCGCUCUGUCACCGCCGUUCUUGGUCUCGAUUGGAACAAUGAUGCAUCACCUCUUCCUGAUGUUGGUCAGUGGUUGCUGCUGUCGUUGAAUGAGAAGCUACCUCAAACAGUGGUUAAUAUAUUGAGAGCUCGUAUAAUUGGAUUACAUCAUUUUCUGAUGCUGUUUAUCAUGCUUGCUUUCUCUGUACUCUUUGAAUCAGUUGAAGCUCCUGGUCUUGGGCUUGGUGCAAGAUACAUGUUCACAAUGGGAAUCGGAAGGCUCCUUCGGGCCAUAACUUUUAUCUCCACAAUUCUACCAUCUGCUCGACCAUGGUGUGCGUCUGCUAGAUUCCUUGUUCCUCAGCACCCUCAUCCUUGGGCUCAGAAAUAUUAUGUACCAUACGCCACAGAUUCAAAUGCCAUACGGAACAUCAUUAACUGGGACACAGCAUAUGCUGAUCCUGGGGAAUACGAUCCGGAGUUUCGACCAGAUUGGGGUUCAAUGAGCUGUCUGAUUGAUUUCCUCCGGCCUACAGCUCCUGAGGGAUCAUCUGCUUGGUAUCAUCUGCUAAAGAAAGCGUCAGGGGGUUGCAAUGACCUUAUAUAUAGUGGCCACAUGCUUGUUGCUGUGCUGACAGCUAUGGCAUGGACGGAAGCCUAUGGUGGUUAUAGCUCAGCACUCAUCUGGAUUUUUGUGAUUCAUAGUGCUCAAAGAGAAAUCCGAGAACGCCAUCAUUACAGUGUAGAUGUUGUUGUGGCCAUCUAUGUGGGCAUAAUGCUCUGGAAGAUGACAGGUCUUUUCUGGCCAAUGAAGGACCAGUCAAAGGAUUCGAGACUUCGUAGGCUCGAGAAGAUUCAGGGUAGGCUAGUGCGAGCAGCAAAGGAUGAUGAUAUAGAGGAAAUCCGAGAACUUCUUAAGGAGGUAGAAGUGAGCAACCAAGGUAGGGAAAACUCCAGUAGCAAAGCAAUGUGGCUCUUUUCAGGUGGAACCAUUGUUUUUACUCUGAGUAUAGUUCUUCUUGCCUUCACAUUGACCAGCGACGGGUGACACAGCCAAUUUUCAACUCCUACGAAAUGUUCUACCACGGUUUGCAGGCUAAUACAAAAACACCAUAACAAAUGGAGAUCCAGCGCUCAUCAAUAGCUUCCCCCCACCACAUUUGUCUUCUUCGCAUUAAUUCGGUCUGUCUGCUUAUGAAAAUAUAUAUUAUUCACAGAGUUGGGUGAAUUAGGUUAUGAAUUAUUGUUUAUCCAUUUCAAGUAACCUAGCUUGUUACUUUAUUAGCUGAGUAGCCAUUUUAAUCCGUUGAAAUUCAGUCCAGAUCGACAUUAGACCCCAAAAUCCUUCACAAUUACACCUUGUAUAACUUUAAUCAAUGACCAAACGACCCCUUAAUACACAAUUUAUUUUAUUUAUAACACCAUAAGAAGUCAAGAACAACAAUUGUAUUUUAAUUAAUGUGAAUGACUAAUAAUGGAUUAAAGUGUGUAACAAAAGCAAAGAAGCCGUGCAAGAGAUACUUUUGCAAUUAGAAGUCGUUAACAAAACUUCAAAGACACGAUUAAACACAACUCCAACC
Solanum dulcamara is the source of this 1938-nucleotide messenger RNA. RefSeq names its product protein PHLOEM UNLOADING MODULATOR. Bases 108 to 1406 code for a protein of 432 amino acids. NCBI's taxonomy places the organism in Eukaryota, Viridiplantae, Streptophyta, Magnoliopsida, Solanales, Solanaceae. Gene Ontology annotation, biological process: ceramide biosynthetic process. The record is from RefSeq and is a predicted model, not a curated record. Gene Ontology annotation, cellular component: Golgi membrane; endoplasmic reticulum membrane. The transcript is spliced from 5 exons. Gene Ontology annotation, molecular function: sphingomyelin synthase activity; ceramide cholinephosphotransferase activity.